Centrocercus urophasianus (Greater sage-grouse) is the source of this 3827-nucleotide messenger RNA. RefSeq names its product ring finger protein 166 (gene RNF166). Gene Ontology annotation, biological process: ubiquitin-dependent protein catabolic process; protein polyubiquitination. The record is from RefSeq and is a predicted model, not a curated record. Lineage: Eukaryota; Metazoa; Chordata; Aves; Galliformes; Phasianidae. Bases 1 to 735 code for a protein of 244 amino acids. The transcript is spliced from 6 exons. Gene Ontology annotation, molecular function: ubiquitin protein ligase activity.
AUGUUCCGCAGCCUGCUGGUAGCGGCGGCGCAGCGCCCCCAGGCCCCGGGCCCCGGCCCCCCCCGCCCGCCGCCCCCCGGCGGCCCCGCGGCCGAGGCGCUGGAGGCACAGUUCAGCUGCCCCAUCUGCCUGGAGGUCUUCCACCGCGCCGUCGGCAUCGCGGGCUGCGGCCACACGUUCUGCGGGGAGUGCCUGCAGCCCUGCCUCCAGGUGCCAUCCCCUCUCUGCCCGCUCUGCCGCAUGCCCUUCGACCCCAAGAAGGUAGAGAAGGCUUCCAGUGUGGAGAAACAGCUCUCAUCCUACAAGGCUCCCUGCAGAGGCUGCAGCAAGAAGGUGACCCUAGCGAAAAUGCGGUCUCACGUCUCGUCUUGUGCAAAGGUGCAGGAGCAGAUGGCCAACUGCCCCAAGUUUGUCCCAGUUGUCCCCACAUCCCAGCCUAUCCCCAGCAAUAUUCCCAAUCGCUCAACGUUUGUGUGCCCAUAUUGUGGGGCCCGGAAUCUGGACCAGCAGGAACUGGUAAAGCACUGCAUGGAGAAUCACCGCAAUGACCCCAACAAAGUGGUAUGCCCUGUCUGCUCAGCCAUGCCCUGGGGGGACCCCAGCUACAAGAGUGCAAACUUCCUGCAGCACCUCCUGCACCGGCACAAGUUCUCCUACGACACCUUUGUGGACUACAACAUCGACGAGGAGGCAGCGCUGCAGGCUGCUCUGGCUCUGUCACUCUCUGAGAACUGAGGGCUGCCGUGGAGCUUUGCUUCGGAUCCCACCUCACACCCCUUUUUGCACACUCGACCUUCCUGCUGGGGAAGGCAUGGAACUCGUUGCCCCCUGAGAAUCAAGGCCUCUCUUCCCUCACCUCUCUGGGCAGAUCCCACCACCACGAAGAAGGGGCAGAUGCCUCAGCAUCACUCUGGACUGGUGAGUGAGCAGAGCCGUCCGCUGCUGGGAGGAGAGAGGACAGGGGACCGUUCCUCAGUUAGGCAUUUCAUAUCCGUACACGGAGUGUAUACCUGUAUCCAGAUCUAUUUAUUAUUAGAUGCUUUUUGGCACCGUUGGUCUUCAUGCUCUUUGUUGCAAUUUGAUAGGUACGUAAAACUACGUUGCGUUUUAUGCAGAAAUGCCCUCGUUUCAAACUGCAACCAUCCACGUCCUUUUGAGGUUUUGUUUUCCUUUUUGGAAAAGGAAGAAAGCAGCACAGAGUGUUUUGUUCCUUUUUAAACCCCACGAGGUUAUUUCUGGAGACGUCGCUCUGUCCGUCCGUCCCCACGCUGCAGUUGGGAGCUGCCUCCUCUCCCUGCUGCCACACAGCCCAGCCCAAAAGCAGCAGGGCUGAAUCCCAGAGCGAGACUGCAGGCCUGCUGUGCCCACCUUGGAGCUGUGGACUGUCCCAGUGCGACUCCCACCUCCCUCCUUUUGUACCAGCUCUUGUAAUACUGCGUUCUGUUUUUCUACAUGAAGCGGCGUGACGCCUUUUCCACGUUUUAUAGAGCAGGAACAGAAGCUGUUACUCUUCACACCGCAAUAUCCGUCACUGGGGACGAGAGUAUUUUUAUGGGACAUUAUUAAGAAAGUAUAUUUUUUAACAAAGCAACAAAAAGAAACCAACCAAACGAACGUGCUGUGGAUUUGAAAUGGGAGAGGGAGGGAAGAGCUGGACCCUGGGCCUGCGGCUGGGACUCUGCUGAGCCACGUGAGCAGCUGGGCUUCCUCCUCUCUUCUCUCCAACCUGUUCUGUCCCCUUCUGCUGUCAGCUUUUCUCUGCAGGCAGCGAUGAGGCCGUGUCAGCGCAGUGCUGUGUUGGUCAGAGCACAGCCAGCCCCACAGCUCUGCUUCAAAAAGGACCUUUGGGAGGACAAGCAGCCCCUUUGUCGCGUGGCUGUGAUCCCUGGGCUGUUGGCUGCGUCGCUGGGCUCCUCAGGUUCCUGCUGGGUGCAGCUUCUCUGAACUGUGAGUGAGCUUCCUUCCUCUCUGCCCACAGUUUGCUCUCUCAGAUGCUUGUAAUUAAACAGCAAGCAGUGUUUGAGUGCUGGGCUGGGAGCAAAGGGUGCAGCCCACCAGGCUGGGCUUGCAAAAGCUCUGCUGGAAAUUGCCCAAGUUUGGAUUUUCCUCCAAACCCAUGGUGCUGCUGUAACCCUUUGGCAUGGCAGGGGAGGAUUUCCCUAGGAGGCUUUGUGCUCCUGCAGUGGCACUGUUAAUCCUUGCAGGCAGAGCUGGCUGCGUGGCACUGCUGGCUGUAACCCAGAGGGGCAGCUUGCAUUUGGGUGCAUGGUGAGGAAGCAAGAGGGUUUGGUGCUGCCAACUGGUGCUCAGUGCAGAGCAGCUGGGUUGGGUGGGGAUGUCUGCCCUUGGUGGCUGUGCAGAAUGCCAGCCCUAAUGCAGAGCAUCUGGUCCCCUGAACCAGGAGACUUCAGGAUGCUUCUCUCAGGUGGGCAGUUGCUGCUCUGAGUGAAGCUCCAUAGCUCCCUGUACUGGACAGGCAGAAAUCAGCUGCAGGGCACGUGCUGUGCUCCCGUGCCAUGCAGUGUUGGGGCAGAAGGUGCAGCUCUUUCUCCCCUUCCCUUUUGCCUUGCAGCCCUGCCCAGGCCAGCAGGUCUCUGUGCCCCACUGUCCCCUUCCUCCCUGCCCUGUGCUGUCUGCUCUGCUCAGCUGAGUGUGAGUGGAAGGGAGAUCUGCCUGGCACAGCCGUAGCCCUGUGCAGCAUAAUUCCCUUCCCACGUAAUGAGUUGCCAGCAGCUGGAGGAGAAGAGCUGCGUGUUGGUGCCCUGCCACCCUCUGGGCUCACACCAGCAAGGGGGCUGGCCCAGGUUUACCAAGUGGAGGCAGCGAGUUGACACCUGCUUCCCAACAAGGCUUUGGGCAGAGUGCUCCGGAGGGCAGCAGCCCCACUGUGUGCUGGAGGAGGUCCCAAGGAGUCUCUCCGAGUUGGACCCCAAGCUUUGCCCCCACAGUCCCAUCUGGGGCUGCCCCAAAGCUAUGCCAAAGGACAGCGUGCUGCUGGGAUGUGCCACUGCUCUGCUCUGGGGCUGUAUCUAUGCCCGUGGGGCUGUGCUGCUGCCUGCAUCCCCACACUCAGAGAAGCAUCCUUUUGUGGGCUGCCUGAGUCCUGGCUCCUUCCAGCUGUGCUCUAGCAAUACUGUCUUUUUACUUCAAGUAGUACCAAGUGUUCUGGGGGCCGGGAUCUCCCCUGUGCUUCUGGCAGCCCCCUGGCAGGGGGUAAGGGCUGGGGCUGCUCUGCUCCCUCUGUGCAGCCAGGGUUAGUGGGAAGCAGCGGUGUCUUCCCUACCCAGCACUGUCCCCUUGCCGUGUGUCCAGCCCAGGGGCUUUACCUGCUCCCACUGGAGCAGGGACAUCAGAGAGGAACCUAGUUGGGUUUCCUUGUCUCCUCCUUGUCUGGGACCCCCAGGUUCCUGCUUAGAGGGCUCUGCCUCAUGCAGCCCUCCAUUGGAGCUCUCGCUGCCUGCCUUGGGCCAUCUGGGACAGUGCUUUUAAUGCCUCUGUCUCCUUCCUCUUCCUCCUCCUCCUCUUCCUCCUUUUUGCCCCGGCAGUGUUGGAGCAGGGGCAGCAGUGGCUGCUUUUGUAAAGCACUUUAAGGCAGCGCGGGCAGCUCCUGCCUCUUGCACCCCUUGGUGUGGGGUUGGGAAUCCUGCUGUGCUGCCAGCCGUGCUCGUCCAUGUUACCCUGACUUUUUGCAUAACGAGUAGAACUUUUAACGAGACAUAAUGUUUUUUGAAAAAGAAGGAAAGAAUAAUAAUAACAAUAAUAAUUAUGAAAAUACGACGACGUAUUUGUAGCAAACCAUUUUUUCUCAAUAAAGGCAGUUUCAUCCA